UUUUCAUUACAGAUCAGAUGAUGCAUUUUAUAUGUGAUAAUGGAAAAGUUAGUAAAAGGUAAUACAUUGCUGGUUGGUGAAGGAGAUUUCUCAUUUGCUGUUUCCAUGGUAGAGAAGUUGCCUGGUAAAAAAUGUACAUGUAUUACAGCAACCAGCUUGGAGACAUCAGAGUCUAUCCAGAAGCACCAGUAUGCCGCAAAGAAUAUUGAUUCAUUAAAAGAAAAAGGAGUUACUGUCAGACUUGAUACAGAUGCCACACAAUUACACAUCAACCCAUUAACUAGAGAUGAAAAGUUUUCAAGCAUCAUCUUCAACUUUCCACAUGCUGGAGGUAAAUCUAACCACAAGAAAAACAGAAAACUUCUCAAUGACUUCUUUGCAAGGUAUUGGAAGGAUGAAAGGCUCAGAUCAAGAAUGAACCGUUGUGGUAAAGGGUCAAGGUGGACCCCAGCUGAGUCAAAUCCAUAUGAGAAAGCCUGGCAUGAUAGUUGGCCGGUCGUUUCCAUGGCAGCCAAUCUGGUCUAUAAACAGCAAUAUGAGUCAUCCAAUACACAAGAGUUUAUAGAAGAUUUCUGA
Molecule: messenger RNA, 576 nt
Organism: Ruditapes philippinarum (Manila clam)
Lineage: Eukaryota; Metazoa; Mollusca; Bivalvia; Venerida; Veneridae
Product: ferredoxin-fold anticodon-binding domain-containing protein 1 homolog
Exons: 4
Coding region: 40-576 (178 amino acids)
Biological process (GO): rRNA base methylation
Cellular component (GO): cytoplasm
Molecular function (GO): rRNA (uridine-N3-)-methyltransferase activity
Source: RefSeq, a predicted model, not a curated record